AUGGGUAGUUGUUUUUCUAGCAGACCAUCAUCAUCAUCUACAACAUUGUUGAAGACCAUUAGAGUUGUACACAUGAAUGGCCAUGUGGAGGACUUUGAGCAUUCGGUGACCGUCGGUGAAGUCACCGGCAAGCCACCGAGGCAUUUUGUGUGUACUCGAACUCAACUCGUGUCCGGAGAACCCAAGCCACUCAAGCAAGAAACUCAACUCGAACUUGGUAAUGUUUACUUCAUGUUACCGUACUCGACUAUUCAGUCUGGUGUCUCUCCAGUAGACUGGGCCUCUAUUGCUAAAAAGCUCACCCGGGUUGCAAAAACUAGCAAACCCCAAUUGGCUAACAAGUCACCCCUAAGAAAUUUUCUUUCUUCUGGCUCGAGUCCGGUUUGGAGUUCACCGGCUACAAGUCCUAACCGGUUUUCUGGGUCCGUAAAGGCGCAGUCAUGGAAGCCGUUUUUGGACACCAUUAGAGAGAGGUCGUUUAAUCGAAGAAGCGAAUCGGAUUUACAAGAAACUCAAUCAUUUGGAGACUCUGUCUCUAAAAGUGAAUUUGAGUUAUUAUGA
Molecule: messenger RNA, 561 nt
Organism: Camellia sinensis
Lineage: Eukaryota; Viridiplantae; Streptophyta; Magnoliopsida; Ericales; Theaceae
Source: RefSeq, a predicted model, not a curated record